AUGGACGAGUGGUUGGGCAGAAGAAAGGGGGCCCUUACAUUUAGGAUAACGCAGGUGGUGUCCGGACACGGUUGUUUCGGGCACUACCUGCACAAAAUACAGAGGGAGCCGGGGCCCCAGUGCCAUGAAUGUGGUGCGAUGGACGACACGGCCCAGCACACUCUAAAGGAGUGCAACCGCUGGGCCGUGGAAAGAGCGGCCCUUAGGGCGGCGACGGGGGUUAUAGACCUCUCGCUACACAGCAUAAUAGCGGCGAUGCUGGGUAGCGAGAGGAAUUGGGAAGCGGUGGCCUCCUUCUGCGAAGAAGUCAUGUCGCAGAAGGAGAAGGCGGAGAGGGAGCGAGAAACGUCUGCUGACGCGAUUCCUCUCCGUCGCAGGCGGCAGGGCCAAAGGCAGAGAGCGCAUGCUCGCCUCGAGCCUUAG
Messenger RNA from Cydia pomonella (codling moth), 423 nucleotides. RefSeq lists its product as uncharacterized. The record is from RefSeq and is a predicted model, not a curated record. Bases 1 to 423 code for a protein of 140 amino acids. NCBI's taxonomy places the organism in Eukaryota, Metazoa, Arthropoda, Insecta, Lepidoptera, Tortricidae. The transcript has a single exon.